Molecule: messenger RNA, 1134 nt
Organism: Setaria italica (foxtail millet)
Lineage: Eukaryota; Viridiplantae; Streptophyta; Magnoliopsida; Poales; Poaceae
Exons: 1
Coding region: 132-779 (215 amino acids)
Source: RefSeq, a predicted model, not a curated record
CCGCCUCGCGCCGACUUUAAGCCCCGCCGGUCUUUCCAUCCACGUCCACUCGCCACCAGCAUCCGAAGAGAGAGCAAAGCAAACCAAGGCCACAGGGCAGAGCAGGGGACGGAGGGAAGAAACCAGCAGCCAUGGUCAUCCCCAUUGCCAACCUCUCGGCCGUCGUCGAGGCGGCCAAGGCCGUGGCCACUGAGAUGCUCCCGGCGGCCGUCACGAGGGACGCCGUCGUCGAGGCGACCAGAGCCUCGGCCGCAUGGCUCAUGACCCACCUCUGGGCCUGGCUCGCCGUGGCGCGGGCCUUGGCCGUGGACCAUCUCCCCGCCGGCGCCGCGGCGGCGGCCCAGAGCGCGGCGGGCUCCGCGGUCGACGCCUCGGGGCCGUGGAUCCAGACGGCGGCGAAGCUCCUGAACGGCGUCUACGGGUGGCUCGUCGCCGCGGUCGUCGAGAAGCUCCCCGACGUCGCCGCCGAGAGGCUCCUGAGCGACGCCGCGGCGUGGGUCAUGCGCGGCCGCGGGGCCGCCGUGUACACGACGCUGGCGCUCGUGCUCCUGGCCGUCGCCUUCCUCGGUGGCGCCGUGUGCGCGCUCACCUGCCGGACCAUGAAGGGCCCCGGGCUCGGCGGCGCACGGGUCCCACGCGCCUUGUUCAAAACCAGCCCCAGGCGCUACGCCACCGAGCGGGCUGCGCGGAAGGCGCGUCGCGGCACCGGUUGCAGGCUGCUUCCGGCUGGGUUUGUCAUCGCCCUAGUGGCCUACCUGGCAGCGAAGGUGCUCUGCUAAUGUGUUUAUGCUAGGUGGCCAGAUCUUAUAGUCAUAGAACUGGAGGGGUUACCUAGCUAUCUCUGUGGAGCAUGCCCUGCGAAUCAAACAUGCACAUGUUUUGCGAAUUUGAUGUGGCAUGUUAAUUGUUGCUGCAUCAAAAUUUUAAAUCUUUCUAUCUCGCUCUUAAUUGCCCGUAUAAUGUAUAAAUGCCACUUGAUUUCAGGAGAUCUACGUUAGUGCAAUGGUAGUAGAUUGAGUUUAUGGGAAAGGGCAGGCAUACCCAUUGCCCAUUCCCAAAACUUUUCAGUUCAUUUAACCGAAGAUCUGAGUUGUUUGUAGAACUAUUUUGAUAUGCAAAAUUCAGAUAAGUCUA